Molecule: messenger RNA, 2253 nt
Organism: Penicillium macrosclerotiorum
Lineage: Eukaryota; Fungi; Ascomycota; Eurotiomycetes; Eurotiales; Aspergillaceae
Exons: 4
Coding region: 1-2253 (750 amino acids)
Biological process (GO): endoplasmic reticulum to Golgi vesicle-mediated transport; endocytosis; intra-Golgi vesicle-mediated transport
Cellular component (GO): Golgi apparatus
Molecular function (GO): GTPase activator activity; protein binding
Source: RefSeq, a predicted model, not a curated record
AUGCCGAGUGCCAUCAGUAAGCGCCAACAGCAGCGCAAUGAGAGGGCCCUCGCCGACCUGAUCCGGACGGUUCCUGGUAAUGACCGUUGCGCCGAUUGCGAAGCCUUGACCCCAGGAUGGGCAAGCUGGAACAUGGGUAUUUUUCUUUGCAUGCGGUGCGCCGCAAUCCAUCGCAAGCUGGGCACACAUAUCUCAAAAAUCAAAUCCUUGACAAUGGACAGUUGGUCAUCGGAACAGGUCGAUAAUAUGAAAUCCCAUGGCAAUUUGCUCAUGAACAAGAUCUUCAACCCCAAGAAUGUCAAGCCAGCCACCCCAACGGACAUCGACGAGUCCGAUUCAGUCAUGGAGCGGUUCAUUCGACAGAAAUACCAGUACCGAUCGUUGGAAGAUGGGAAACCCAAACCCCCGAGCCGCGAGGAUUCCAGCUAUACCCGGGGCAGCGAGCGGAAGCAGGAAAGAAGUUAUGACGAUUCAUACCUGCGCGACGAGUCGCCUGAGAGCUCACCUCCACCCCUCCCACCGAAAUCGGGCAGCAAGUUCUUUGGAUUCGGCCUGCGGUCAGCCUCCUCAACCUCAAACCUCCGCCGGUUCGGAACCAAGUCCAAGGGGUCGACGUCCGCAUCGGCAUCGCCCACAUAUGACCAGCGAUCAUGGUCCCCACCGCCGCUGCCGAAAAAGACUGGUCUCGGCGCACCCGUCGCCGAUGUGACAACAGCCUCGUUCGAAUCGAAAAUGGCCUCGCUACGGGAGAUGGGAUUCACCAACGAUCGACGUAAUGAGAUGGUUUUGCGUGGCCUCAAUGAGAACCUGGAUAAAUCGAUUGAGACUCUAGUCAGAUUGGGCGAGGGAAGCAACCCGGUGUCGAGAUCAAGGACUCCUGCAGCCGCCCCGGCUCCGAGUGCGGCUCCUGCAGCGGUUACGCCAAAGGUCGAGACCUCAACCAACCCGUUCGAUAUGCCGACUGCAACAGCGAAUAACCCAGCGCCGCCGCAGCCACAAACAGCAUCAUAUAACCCCUUUGACCGACUGGAUUCAACAUCCCAACCCGCCCAGCCUCUGGAGGCUUCGUUCCAAAGCCUUCAAGUGUCCCAGCCGUUGUUCCCACACUCCACCGGGGGGUAUCCUGCCCAAACCGGCUUGAUACCACAGGCUACUUACCAACAGCCCAUAACACCCCCGGCGAUGUCCACCUUUGGCCAGAAUAGCUAUGUUUCAUCUCCUCAAGCCAUGGAUAACAGCUAUAAUCCAUUCUUUCAGACCACGGCUCAGACGCAGAGCGGCGUGGGCGCUCAGUCAUUUCCUAACCCCAAUGUCCCCCAGAACAACCCAUUUUUCAACACACUGCCGCAAAACUCUGCGACUCAGCCUCAAGCGCAACAGUCUUCUGCAUCGGUCCCCGCAAUCUCAGCCCCUCGGCCGCCCCAGCAUGCAAAUACCAUGCCUGCAAUCUCCUCCACUUCACCUUUUGGUACAUCUCCAUUUGGUUCGACGCCCUCUUUUCAAACACAGCAACAACAACAACAACAGGCGCAGAGCGUGGGGCAAGGGUCCUAUAAUCCAUUCCAGCAAGCCAUGGGACUCAAUACCCCCCCGAGCCUAGGAGGUUAUCCUACCCAGUUCCAAUCUCAGCAACCCCCGCAACCACAGCAACUCUUGCCCCAAGUCACAGGCCACAUGGACAAAAGCAGCAUUCUCUCUUUAUACAAUCUCAACCAAACUCCUUCCGCCGUCCCUCCCAUUCCUUCUAUCCCCGACCACUCUCAGUUCCAGCCUGGCGCGGGAACCAGCCCUGUCCCAACUCUUAGUCCCUCUCUGAGCUCCACACCCCAGACCCAGCCGGGCUCAACCUUCCCGACACCCCAGCCUGGCUUUGGUGGCUCUAACAUGGCCUCUCGCAACCCCUUCGGUGCCGCAUCUGUUGGAUCGGGCCUGGCAGCCCAAGCGGGAAUCUCUUUGCAGCCGCCAUCUUCGGGCCUAGGCAUUGGAAUGGGUACCAGCAAUGGGGUCAACGCCCCCGCGGCACCAGCCCCAGGGAUGAACACCUCAACUUCCCCAUUUGCUGGUGGAACCUCUCCCUUCUCUGGAAGUCCUUCUCCGUUUGCCGGUGGACUCUCGCCCUUCUCGGGCCCACCCCCCGCCAACAAGGGCUUCCAGAGAACCCACAUGAGCCAACCAAGUGUGGACGUUAAUGGUUUGCAGAACGGGCGUCACAGUCCUGAUGCUUUCGCCAGCCUGAGCGCUCGCUACGGCUGA